AUGUCUGCUCCUGCAACCGAAAAUAAUUCUCUUUUAACCGAAAGCUGUGAUUCCUCAUAUGAAUUAAAGAAGGGGAAAAUUCAAUACUUUGAGUUAGUUCCCUACGAAAAGUGGUCUUUUGAACAUUUUACUUCCUGGGUGUUUGAUAAAUUCGGUCAAACGGAAAAUAAUGGGGUAUUUUAUAACGUUCUCUAUAUAAUUAGAGACGAUAUAAGUGCCUCAGAAAAAGUACAUGAUACUGUAAAAUGUUUGUUGAAUAGGAAAAAUAAUAAGAAGAGGGUUAAAGGCAAAUCACAUACUUUAACUGAUAUAACCAAUUCAGUUAAAACAGUUGAUAAUAUAAGUGAUGAUACUGAUCAUGAUCUGUUACGGGAAAAUGGUAUUCGGAGGCAAAGUAUGAAUGACACUUCACAAAGGUUGCUGAAAUCACAUUCCAUGCAUCAACGCUACAAUUCGGCUCCAAAUAGUUUUUCAAUUAACAUCGCCACAACAAAUACCAGUAUUUUCACAUCACCAAAUAACGAUAAUAACAAUACUAAUGAUAACAACAUAAGUACCAUGAACACGCGAUAUCUAAACUCUUCCAGUGCAACUGUUGUCAAGAAAAAUAAUGAAAAUAAUCGAAAAGUUAUUCAAAAACUGACUAACAUUGAGGGUUUAAUAAAAGAGCUACAAAAAUCAGAGAUAGCUAUAUCAAAUAUCAAAUGCAACGAAUGGGAAAAAAUUCAAAUGUCUACGGGUCUCAAGUUCGAGGCAAUCGACUUUAAUCUAGAAUAUGAAACAAAGAGUAAUGCAUUCCAAUGGGAUGAUAGACCAGAAAGAGAACAAAAAGAUAGGUAUAUACCUCAUCUUAGAAAGAUACUCCAAAUUUCCAAAUAUCGGAAACUUGAGAUAUAUGAUACGACUGGUCAUAGUAAUUUUCUUAGUAUGAGUACUGACAUCCUGCCAAUAAGACUCGUUGGUACUACAGUUGCAACUGUAGUAGACAGGUUUUCUAUUUCUUCUAGGAUCCCACAACAUCACAUUCGGAUCCUUUUUGAACUGAAGAAAUUCUUUAAUGACGGACAUUUGUAUCAAGCUUUGGCAGAAUUGACCGCAGGAGAUUUAAAAUCUAUACAUGCUGUUUUAGCCGUACUAACAGAUUUAAGAGAUGGUUGGCAGUUUUUUUAUUUUGGAGAUGAAAAGAUCGGGACAUUUACUCUUCCUAGGGAUAAAGCUGUGGCAUUAAUUCAAAUAAAUAUGAAAUCUGUGAAUCAAGAGUUAAACGAUGAAAUAGAAGUAAUGGAUCCAUUGCCGAAAAGGCGGAAGCUUUGA
Messenger RNA from Funneliformis caledonium, 1314 nucleotides. The record is from the annotation of a GenBank genome assembly. NCBI's taxonomy places the organism in Eukaryota, Fungi, Glomeromycota, Glomeromycetes, Glomerales, Glomeraceae.